This is a messenger RNA of Melozone crissalis (California towhee), 5668 nucleotides long. RefSeq names its product G-patch domain containing 8 (gene GPATCH8). Gene Ontology annotation, cellular component: nucleus. NCBI's taxonomy places the organism in Eukaryota, Metazoa, Chordata, Aves, Passeriformes, Passerellidae. The transcript has 8 exons. The record is from RefSeq and is a predicted model, not a curated record. Gene Ontology annotation, molecular function: nucleic acid binding. Bases 1112 to 5326 code for a protein of 1404 amino acids.
UGCUCCCAGGGCUGGGGUGUUUCUGUGCCUCACUGCAGCUCUUCUGUAGGAAAACUGCUGCAUGUGAGGACAGUCUGACAGCUCCUGACAUGGGCAGGAAGCUUGCUGUGAAAAGCCCCAUCUCUUCUAUGUGAAAGUAGCUCUACUUUACACAACUUUCACUUAAAACUGCAUUUUAAAAAAUGCUGUCAGCUGUUGCAACAUUUGUUGUCCCAUGUCACAUUUUGGUCCCAAUAUCGCUGGAUACUCCCUAGUAUUAGGGAUUAAGCAAGCCUGGCUUUCCAUUAUUUAAUUUUUAGGGCAGGAUUUUAAUUUUUGCACUGAAGAGCAGUUCUGUCAGUCUGCCUCCAUCAGAGGUCUGGGUUAGCCAGUGGAAAAGGAGGGAGGAGCUGAACAUGGCCAGAAAGGAGCAAAGUGAUGGCCAGAUCACAACUCAAAUGUUAAUUUUAAAUUAUUAGAGUUGUUCUCCUUAUUCAGUGCAACAGGAGAUGCUCCAUUUCAAUUGAGUAGCAUCUAAAAUUAGGGAGUGGUUCCACUGCAUAAAUAAACAAAUGGAAAAGUCUGGAGGGGGGAACAGCCCCUUCCUGGGAACUGAGACAGGGCAAUGUUCAGGCAUAAUUCCAAUUUAUGUCAAACAACUCAGGACCAUCCUCUUGAGUGGGUCUGUAAAAGUGGUGCUAAUGUGUAUAACCUUUCUAAAUUUUUCUUUUUCCCUUUAACAUUUGUUUCCCCCUUCACUGUCAGUCACAACACACCGCUCUUGAAUCUCCCAGCUGGUCUUGACUUGUUGAAUUUAUUUUAUGCUUUCACUCUUCUUUAAUAAAUACAUUACUUGCAAGCAGUGAAUUGAAAACAAAGCAAAAGAAAAAAAAAACUACCAUUAGUGAUUGGACAGUUUCUUACUUUGUGUUACAUUUAACUGUUCUUUUGACAGCCCAGUUUUUAAAGCCAGGAUAAUAUUGGACAUCGCUUACUCCAGAAACAUGGCUGGAAGCUGGGCCAGGGAUUGGGAAAGUCACUGCAGGCGUUAUGAUCCUGGACUUGUUGUGGUGAUGGUAAACUUAGCAGUGGGAGGACAGAUCCCAUCCCUAUCGUUGUCAAGUAUGAUGUCAUGGGCAUGGGCCGGAUGGAGAUGGAGCUGGACUACGCCGAGGAUGCCACGGAGCGGAGGCGAGUGCUGGAGGUGGAGAAGGAGGACACUGAGGAGCUGAGGCAGAAGUACAAGGAUUAUGUUGAUAAAGAAAAGGCCAUUGCCAAGGCUUUGGAAGACCUCAGAGCAAACUUCUACUGUGAACUCUGUGACAAGCAGUAUCAGAAGCACCAGGAGUUUGACAACCACAUCAAUUCCUAUGACCAUGCUCACAAGCAGAGAUUGAAAGAUCUCAAGCAAAGGGAAUUUGCUCGCAAUGUGUCGUCGAGAUCCCGGAAAGAUGAGAGGAAGCAGGAGAAGGCCCUGCGGCGCCUGCACGAGCUGGCAGAGCAGAGGAGGCAGCCUGAGUGUGCUCCUGGAAGUGGGCCCAUGUUCAGGACCACCACGGUGGCUGUGGAUGAGGAAGGUGGAGAGGACGAUGAUUCUGCAGCCAACAGCAGCUCCUUCGUCCAGACCAGCUCUGGCCAGGGCACAGAGAUGACCACGGACAGAGGCUUCCUGAACACUGGGCAAGGCACUGUGGUGCCAGGCCAGGCAGCACAGGGGGCACAGGCCAUCAGCUUUGGCAUUAAGGGCUCCCUGGGAACUCCCCUGCAGAAGAUUGGGGUGUCCUUUUCCUUUGCCAAGAAGACCCCAGUGAAGCUGGAGACCAUCGCUUCUGUUUUCAAGGACCACGUGGACGAGUCCAGUUCUGGAGAUGGGGCAAAAGGUGAUGAGAGGGGGUCCUCAGAGGGUGGCAGCCUGCAGAAGUCUGGGGAGGGUGAAGGCACCAAUAAUUCUGAUGGCAAGGGGGAGGAUGAUGACCAGCACGACAAGGACAGCGGGGCUCUGGCCAGCACCUUAUCCAAACUGAAGAAGAUGAGGCGAGAAGAUGGACCAACAGCUGUGGAACCAGAAUAUUACCACUACAUCCCCCCAGCCCACUGUAAAGUAAAGCCCAACUUUCAAUUCCUGCUUUUCAUGAAGGCUACUGAGCAAACGGAAGCGGAAAAUGCGAACAAAAAAAACGCGCACGAAGCGAAAAAGGGGAGUUCCCCCAAACCCAAACCCAGCAAGCACACGGAAAAGGCUGCCGAGAGCACGGGGCAGCAGAAGGAACAGAGGACUACUGAAACUGCAGCCCAGCAGGGCAAAACAGAACGAAAAGACAUCCCAGAGAAUGAGAACACACAGGAGAGCAAGCACCUUCCAGAGAGCAAUCCCCCCGAGCCAGACACUGCUAAAGAAGCUCCUCCUCCUGCCUCGGGCUGCAGAGAUGGCUCUGAGGGACCAAAGCACCCCACGGGACCUUUUUUCCCUGUUCUGAGUAAGGAUGAGAGCACGACACUGCAGUGGCCUUCAGAGCUGCUCAUCUUCACCAAAGCUGAGCCCUCUGUGUCCUACAGCUGCAACCCCCUGUACUUUGACUUCAAGCUCUCCCGUAACAAGGAUGCAAAAGGGAAAGGGGCAGAGAAAUCCAAGGAUCCAGGGGGGCUUUGUAAGGACAACGCUCAGAGCACAGAACCUGGUGAGGUGAGCAAAGCCAAGGAGGCUGAAAGUGUAGAGAACAGUUCUGCUCAAAAAAUGGAAAACAAAUCCCAGAGCAAGCAGGAGUCCGGUCUGGGGAGCAUCGGUAAGGGAGAGGGGGAGGACGGCAGUAAGAGUGUAACGGGGAAGAGUAAAUCUGGAAGGUCUCAUAAACACAAAAAGAAAAAGAAGCACAAAAAGUCCAGCAGACACAAACGCAAACACAAGGAGGAAGCUGAGGAGAAGGCCCGGAAAGCUGAGCUAGGGGAAGAGAAACCCAAGAAACGGAAAAGGCACAGGCACAAAAAAGGUAAAUCCUCCCUUUCAACGGAGUCAGACCGAGCACUGAAACCUGAACUGUCUGAAGACUGCAGCCAUUUCCAGAAGAAAAAGCGAUGCUCCCAGGAGUCCCAGAGGAAAUCCCUGUCUGCCGAGGAGGGAAGCAGCACUAAAAAAGAGGACGGGGGCAACUCCUGCCAAGAGCACGGCAGCAAAAGGCACAAGGCUGAGCUGCAGCAGGUGCCUGGAGCGAGGCGGCGCUGCCCGGCUCUGUCCCAGCCCCGGGGCGGCUGCCGGAGCCGGCAGAGCAGCGGUGAUGACGACAGUGACGAGGGCUCCCCUGGCAAGCACUGCCACCAGAAGUCCCCAUCACAGUACAGCGAUGAUGACUACGAGUCGGGCAGCGAGCACUCGCGCAGCCGCUCCCGCUCGGGCCGUAGGCGCUCCUCACACAGGUCCUACUCCAGCAGCUCGGAGGCCUCCUCGGGCCACAGCCGCUACAGCCGCCACAGGAGCUACUCGGACGACAGCUACAGCGACUACAGCGACCGCUCCCGCUGCCACUCCAAGCGCUCCCAGGACUCCGAGGACGACUCCGACUACAACGGCUCCAACCACCGCUCCAAGCGGCGCAAGUACUCCUCGUCGGAAGAUGACUACAGCUCGAGCAGGAGCAGGUCCAGGAGUCGGAGCAGGAGCAGAAGCCACCCUCGGGGCAGGUCGAGAUCGAGGAGCCGGGGCAGGAGCCGCAGCAGCAGCUGCAGCCGCAGCCGGAGCAAGAGGAGGAGCCGCAGCGGGACCGGGCGCAGCUGGAAGCGCAGCCGCAGCUACAGCCGGGACCGCAGCCGCAGCACCCGCAGCCACUCGCAGCGGUCCCCGUCACGGAAGGGCUCGCGGGGCCACGAGAGCCCCGAGGAGAGAAGGUCUGGCAGAAGGGACUUCAUUCGGUCCAAGAUCUAUCGCUCGCAGUCUCCUCACUAUUUCCGGACAGGCCGAGGUGAAGCGGCGCCGCCCAAGAAGGAGGAUGGCAAAGGAGAGGAUCUGAAAGGAUCUGGCUCCCUGUCCCAGAACAGCAGCGGCUCUGGCGUGGGACGGGCCUCGGAAGGGGACUGCAGUCCUGAGGAGAGGAACUCCGUCACUGCAAAGCUGCUCUUGGAAAAGGUGCAGUCCAGGAAGGUUGAGAAGAAGCCCUGCGUCACUGACGAGAUGCUGUCAGGGGCAAACAAAGUGGGCAUAAAGCUCAAAGAUCCUCCCCAGGGCUACUUUGGCCCCAAACUGCCUCCUUCCUUAGGCAACAAACCGGUUCUGCCCUUAAUUGGGAAGUUGCCAACCAUUCGGAAACCAAACUCCAAAAGAUACGAGGAGUCUGGCUUGGAGAGGGGCGAGGAGCAGGAGCUGUCAGAUGCUGAGGAUGGUUCCCAAGGCAUGGAGGAGGGUCAGCUGGCCGGCCAGUCUCUCCUGGAAGAUGUGGUGAUGGUAAUUCAGGACAAGCCUCUGGAUGAGCAGAAACGUGAUGAAGCCUCUGUGGAGAUGCCAUCCCUUCCCCUGGACACGCCAGCGCUCCCUGAGUGCUUUGGCUCUGGAGAUCUGGUCAUGCCACACAACUUCCUCUCGGAUCCCAGCGAUGGUGAUGGGCUGGAGCCUAUGGACGGGGGCAGCCAGCCAGUCCCAGUGGAAACCAGUAUGAUGCCCUUAGUUCCAGAUGUUGAGCACUUUCCUGGCUACGUGCCUCAGAGCGGGGAGCCGAGCAUGGAAGGAGAUCGGGAGGGGGGAGAAGAUUCCUCCCUAGCCCCGCUGGAGAGCCAGCCCAUCACCUUCACGCCCGAGGAGAUGGAGAAGUACAGCAAGCUGCAGCAGGCUGCCCAGCAGCACAUCCAGCAGCAGCUGCUGGCCAAGCAAGUGAAGGCUUUCCCCACCUCGGCCGCCCUGGCUCCGGCCGCCCCUGCCCUCCAGCCCAUCCACAUCCAGCAGCCGGCAGCAGCCUCGGCCACGUCCAUCACGACGGUGCAGCACGCCAUCCUGCAGCACCACGCCGCUGCUGCUGCCGCCGCCAUCGGCAUCCACCCCCAUCCCCACCCACAGCCCCUCGCUCAGGUCCACCACAUCCCCCAGCCACACCUGACACCCAUCUCCCUGUCCCACCUGACCCACUCCAUUAUUCCGGGUCACCCCGCCACGUUCCUGGCCAGCCACCCCAUCCACAUCAUUCCGGCGUCCGCCAUCCACCCUGGCCCCUUCACCUUCCACCCCGUCCCUCACGCUCUGUACCCGACCCUCCUGGCUCCCAGGCCGGCAGCUGCUGCUGCUGCCACAGCCCUGCACCUCCACCCCCUGCUGCACCCCAUUUUCUCAGGACAGGACUUGCAGCAUCCACCCAGCCACGGCACAUGAAGGACACAAUGAAGGAACCUCGGAGGAAGGAGAAUAUUUGGCGUUUUGGGAAGGGGUUGGAGUCGAGCCAGCGGGCAGGUGAGGCCUGAGCAUUUCCUUUCACUCUUGAGCAGCCAAAGAAGCCGGGGGCUCGAGGGCUGGGCAGGUGGCUGCACCCCAGGGAAGUCUCACUCCAGCUCCUCCAUGCACGCGGCAGCACCGCUCCAGAGGAACCAUUUCACCUUUACAACAGUGAGACACUUGGAAAGGCUUUUUUUCCCCCCUGGAUUCUUACACUUGGUGAUCUUCCUUCUGCCACCUUGUAUAUGAUAAAUGAGGUUUCAUCCACACUAAUAGGAUCUC